AUGGCCGCUCCCGCUUCCAAGACCAUCCACGACCUUAACGGCUCCUGGACUGCUAACAACACCCUCUCCGAGUCCUCAGCCGAUAUCCUCAAAGUCCAGGGCGUGAACUGGCUGACCCGCAAAGUCAUUGCCAUGGCCAACGUGACUCUGAUCAUCAGCCAGAGCACGGACGAGACCGGCAACAUCCACCUCGACAUCGAGAACAAGCCCAGUGGCGGCCUCCCCGCCACCCAGGAGAAGCGUGUCCUCAACUGGGAGCCCGUGGAGCUCAACCACGGCCUCUUCGGCAACAUCCGCGGUCGCUCCCGCAUCUGCAAGCUCGCCGACCUCGACGACGACUACCUCCGCCAGGGUUGGGAGGACGGAACCGAGGAGGUCAUGCACUUCAAGACUGAGCACCUCGACUCCAAGGGCGUCAUCACCCAGCAGGUCGCUGGCUUCAUUGUCAUUGGCGGCACUCGCUACCACGCUCGGCGGGUCCUCGUCACCAAGGAUGAUGGUGAGAGGCUCGAGGCUAAGCUUGUCUAUGACUACCAGGGUUAG
Aspergillus luchuensis is the source of this 543-nucleotide messenger RNA. RefSeq lists its product as uncharacterized. The record is from RefSeq and is a predicted model, not a curated record. NCBI's taxonomy places the organism in Eukaryota, Fungi, Ascomycota, Eurotiomycetes, Eurotiales, Aspergillaceae. The transcript has 2 exons. Bases 1 to 543 code for a protein of 180 amino acids.